Messenger RNA from Procambarus clarkii (red swamp crayfish), 339 nucleotides. Its product is annotated as endoglucanase 1-like. The record is from RefSeq and is a predicted model, not a curated record. NCBI's taxonomy places the organism in Eukaryota, Metazoa, Arthropoda, Malacostraca, Decapoda, Cambaridae.
AUGGCCCCUAGACCCGUCACUAUGGCCCCUAGACCCGUCACCAUGGUCCCUAGACCCGUCACCAUGAUCCCUAGACCAGUCACUAUGGACCCUAGACCCGUCACUAUGGACCCUAGACCCGUCACUAUGGACCCUAGACCCGUCACUAUGGCCCCUAGACCCGUCACCAUGGUCCCUAGACCCGUCACUAUGGACCCUAGACCCGUCACUAUGGACCCUAGACCCAUCACUAUGGCCCCUAGACCCAUCACUAUGGCCCCUAGACCCGUCACUAUGGACCCUAGACCCGUCACUAUGGACCCUAGACCCGUCACUAUGGACCCUAGACACGUCACUUGA